GGAAGCCGUUCCUAGCCUUCUAGAAGCAAACGGUUGCUUCCUCGCUAAUGCCACCGGGCGUCGUUUGACUUUCCACCUGAGAUAAUAUUCGCGAACCAGCACUCACCGGUUAAGGUCGGCAGAUGGGCAUGGCACUGCUUCUUGAGCGAACCACUGCCUCUUGACAGUGACGAUCAGGCUGAUCGGUGAUGGGAAUUGGGGGGCCAUACCCAUAUCCAUCCGACCUCAGCUCAGUGACGCAUCCCUCCUAUAGACAUGUCCAAAACGCCCUUCGACAUAGAUCCCCACGAUCGCAUCCCCAGCUAUGAAGAGGCGGUCGCUAUCUCACCCAAAGCAUCAGCCCAGGACUCAAGAACGAGAACAGCGUCGAGCACCUCCUUGAUCCGUCAACAACGUACUCGACGUAUCUACGAGCUGGUCGUAGAGUCUCUCAUACCCUGUUUUGCGACACAUGUGUCCAACCUGUGCAAUCAUGUUACCGUUGUUGUCGUUCCAGCGGACAUUCUGACGUCGACAAGAACUCUGACCGAGCAGAACAUUGUUUCUCCCUCAAUACCCAGCCACCAGACCACCGGGGUCGUCAUUACCCUUUCCGGGACCGAGAAUCACUCCUCCUUCUGGACACAGCAAGCAGUGGUUGAAGAACUGGAUCUCUUGCUCAGGGGAGAGCUCUCGAAUCCAUCCGCAGCAGAGGAGACACGAUCUGACAGACGGGAUGAAAAGUCUCAACCUCAAUCACAACUCCAACCACAGUUCCAAGUCCAACCCGCACCAGAAACUCAGUUACCACCCCGUCCCACCAAGACGUCGUGGUUCAAACGGGCCUUUUCUCUCCCCGGGCCAGACCACGAUCCGACAGGUGAGACAGGCAAAUGGAAUCUGGGGUGGCGCAGUCCCGAGUUCUCUGAAUCGAGCACCGGAGACAGUAGUUCAAUGCCGAAAAGACGCGAAGGGAGCAGAGCACUCCAGACAGACGAGGUGGCAGUGCAGACAAGAUUACAUGAUGUGAGUUUUCGAACAGAGAACGAAAUGGGGCUUUUGGAGACGACCACGAUCAAGUGCAUAUGGAUAGAAAUCGAGGUUGGCCUAUAGCACCGUCCACAGCAAACCCGUCAAUAGACCAAACAUCCCACCGCGUGUCUGGCGGUUGGCAAUAGCAGAUUCGUAACCCGA
Messenger RNA from Cladophialophora immunda, 1173 nucleotides. RefSeq lists its product as uncharacterized. The record is from RefSeq and is a predicted model, not a curated record. The transcript is spliced from 2 exons. The coding region runs from base 256 to 1092 and encodes 278 amino acids. NCBI's taxonomy places the organism in Eukaryota, Fungi, Ascomycota, Eurotiomycetes, Chaetothyriales, Herpotrichiellaceae.